AUGUUUCUCUACUUCUUUGUCGCUGGAGGUGGAUCAGAUGAAAGACAAGUGGAUCACAGAAGCCCUGGGGCCCCGCCUGCCAUCAAAGUUACCUAA
Molecule: messenger RNA, 96 nt
Organism: Penicillium digitatum Pd1
Lineage: Eukaryota; Fungi; Ascomycota; Eurotiomycetes; Eurotiales; Aspergillaceae
Source: RefSeq, a predicted model, not a curated record